This is a messenger RNA of Mercurialis annua (annual mercury), 2147 nucleotides long. Its product is annotated as glucomannan 4-beta-mannosyltransferase 9. The record is from RefSeq and is a predicted model, not a curated record. Gene Ontology annotation, cellular component: Golgi apparatus. Bases 160 to 1749 code for a protein of 529 amino acids. The transcript has 9 exons. Gene Ontology annotation, molecular function: mannan synthase activity. Lineage: Eukaryota; Viridiplantae; Streptophyta; Magnoliopsida; Malpighiales; Euphorbiaceae.
AACAGAAGCACAAACAUAACCAUUUGCUACCUUAAAUCUGCUUCUUCAUCUUCUAAACUCUCUUCAUUUUUCAAUUCAGAUCUCAUUCUCAUGUAUUUCUUUUAAGUUCAUAUAAUUUUUUUGUUUUUGCUCUGUUUUUCUUGAAAAAACAAUACAAAAAUGGAGGGGUUAACAACAACAAGAAUAAUUCCGGAGGCAUUUGAAGGUGCAAGAGAUGACUUGUCAAUGCAGUUUCUGAUAGUUUGGGAUCAGGUCAAAGCGCCAUUGAUCGUCCCUUUACUGCGACUGGCCGUCGCUAUAUGUUUGUUUAUGUCGCUAAUGCUCUUCUUUGAAAGAGUUUACAUGGGUGUUGUCAUUUCCCUCGUCAAGAUUUUUGGUCGCAAACCUGAGAAACGCUACAAAUGGGAGCCUUUGAAAGAUGAUGUUGAGUUGGGGAACUCUGUUUAUCCUAUGGUUCUUGUUCAAAUCCCCAUGUACAAUGAGCGCGAGGUGUAUCAACUUUCUAUAGGAGCAGCAUGUGGUCUAUCAUGGCCAUCUGACCGGAUCAUAAUUCAAGUACUUGACGAUUCAACUGACCCGACAAUCAAGGAUUUAGUGGAAAUAGAGUGUCAAAGAUGGGCAAGCAAAGGCAUUAAUAUUAAGUACGAGAUUAGAGAUAAUAGAAAUGGGUAUAAAGCUGGAGCUUUAAAAGAAGGCAUGAAACGAAGCUACGUCAAAAAUUGUGACUUUGUAGCCAUUUUUGAUGCCGAUUUUCAACCCGAACCGGACUUUUUGUGGCGAACCGUUCCUUUUCUGGUUCAUAAUCCUGAACUGGGUUUGGUUCAGUCUCGUUGGAAAUUCGUGAAUUCUGAUGAGUGCUUGAUGACAAGAAUGCAAGAAAUGUCUUUGGAUUAUCAUUUUACUGUUGAGCAAGAAGUGGGAUCUUCUACUUAUGCUUUCUUUGGCUUCAACGGAACGGCAGGAGUAUGGAGAAUAGCUGCACUGAAUGAAGCUGGAGGGUGGAAGGACAGGACAACAGUAGAGGACAUGGACCUUGCUGUCCGAGCCAGUCUCAAAGGAUGGAAAUUUUUGUAUCUUGGUACUCUUAAGGUGAAAAAUGAGUUGCCUAGCACAUUCAAGGCAUACCGGUACCAGCAGCAUCGUUGGUCAUGCGGUCCUGCUAAUCUCUUCAGGAAAAUGGUGAUGGAGAUUAUGACAAAUAAGAAAGUUACAUUGUGGAAGAAAGUACAUGUGAUUUACAGUUUCUUCGUAGUCAGAAAAAUCGUAGCCCACAUUGUUACAUUCGUGUUCUACUGUGUGGUUUUGCCUGCAACUGUUUUAGUACCAGAAGUUACAGUUCCGAAGUGGGGAGCUGUUUAUAUUCCUUCGAUCAUCACUCUUCUUAACGCUGUCGGAACCCCAAGAUCACUUCACUUGAUUGCGUUUUGGAUCCUUUUCGAGAAUGUGAUGUCGUUGCAUCGGACUAAAGCUACCUUCAUCGGGUUGCUUGAGGCGGGCAGGGUUAAUGAAUGGAUCGUCACUGAAAAACUCGGAGAUGCUUCCAAGUCAAAAGCCCCCAAAAAACCUCGCUUUAAAUUAGGAGAAAGACUCCACCUGUUAGAACUCGGAACUGGAGCGUUCCUAUUCUUCUGCGGUUGCUACGAUAUUGCAUUCGGUAAAAAUCAUUAUUUCUUCUACCUUUUCGCUCAAGCAAUCGCGUUUUUCAUCAUGGGAUUCGGCUACAUCGGUACAUUUGUUCCCAAUUCUUAAUGUGAACGUCUGAAAAGUAGCUACAGUUGGUACAGCUCUUUCAGCAUUUCUUCAAACCUAAUCCUGCGCCAUUAAUGGUGCAUUAAAACUGGAAAUUUCUGCAGUUUUUAGGUUUGUAUAAAAAAAACAAGACAGUGAAGGUGCAUAACGGUCAUAUUCUUUUAUCUUGUGAAUAUUACAUUUUAUGGAAGCUACAGACACAUUGGAUUUUGAUUGUAUACAGAGAAUAUAAAAAAAGUUAUUUUCAUUACGUAGACAGAGCAGAACAUCUUGGGAUGGAAUUGUCACUGUGACAUUUUGUAGGGGUUCUUUUUGUUGGGUUCAAAUUGUAUUGUUUGUGGUUGGCAUUGUGUUUGGAAGGAAAUAAAUAGAAAUUUUUUUGCAAAAAUUAUUGCUUA